UUCCUCGCAACACGUAACGCGCGUAACGCCGACUGUCCGCUUUCAGGGAACGCCACUCGACGUGAAGCCAAGCAAGAUCGAGGCUGAGGACCCCGACGAAGAGAUCAGGGCUCCAAUCAAGUACACCUUCAAUUCUGACGCCCCGGAGUACUCGUACUUCGACCUGCAUCCGCAGACGGGUCACGUGUCCCUGGUACGACCUCUGCCCGAAGGAUUCGCGUUGCCCGUGACGUUGGUGGUGCGAGCCACGCAGCACGACAACCCGGAUCGAUUCACGCUCACCACGCUCACGCUCACUGCCGACAGGUUCCCGCCACAUGAGCUCCACUUCCUCCAGGACGAGUACGAGGCCCGCGUGCUGGAGAGCACCCCUCCUGGUCAAGCAGUGCUGACGGUGCAGACAACACGCGGCGCUGCCGACAAGGGCGGCGUGCGAUUCGAGCUUAUGGACGACGGCAGCGGGGAUGCGCGCUCGUUCGCCAUCCACGCUUCGGGCGAGCUCAUCCUGGCACAACCGCUCGACUACGAGACCAAGCAACUCUACAUGUUACAGGUUCUCGCCACCGACGGCAAGCACAGCGACGUCGCUCGCGUCAACGUGAGCGUGUUGGAUGUGAACGACAACGACCCGCAGUUCAGCCAGCCGCGCUAUUCUUUCGUGCUCACCGAACCUGACGCCGUACGCCAGGGGGCGCUCGUGGGUCGAGUCGAAGCAUCGGACGCCGACGCCGGCGACUCGGUCCAGCUGGCGAUAGACGGGCCCUCAGCGCGCCUCUUCACGAUCAACAACCGCGGCGAGGUGCGCAUCCGGGACCUGGAGUAUCUGAACUCAACGCGGUCGCACCUGGUGGUGGUGGCGACGGACAGUGGCGUUCCUCCCCGAAAGUCAACGGCCCUGGUUGAAGUGCAGUUCCCUGAGGCUCUGGUGCUUAGCAGUGGCACGCUGGCCCCGAGGCGGGACGAAGGCAGCUUCGUGCUCAUGGCCGUCUUCGGCGCCCUGCUGGGAUCGCUUCUGCUCAUCAUCAUCACGCUCACUGUGUACAUUCUCAAGAACAAAAAAUAUCGGAACAGACUGCCAGUCUCUAUCACGGGGAACGGACACACGCCAUUGAAUAAGGUGGCGACGAUAAAAGCUCCUCACAGUGCGGCCAACAAGUUAAUCAACCCUCCGCGCCCUCUCGCGGGUGUCGAGAACCCCAUCUUCAACCUGUCCGAUGCCAAGUCGGACGACACGACCGAGGACAUGAGCGAACGAGAGACGGUGCCGGACAGUCCGGACACUCCUGUACCUAACGGGAACAAUAACAACAACAACAGAGCGCAGCAGAACGGCGGAGGGCUGCCCAACGGCAGGCUCGAGCCGCUGCGGAACGGGACCGCCGCGCCUCCUACCGUCCCGUCGCCGCUGGGCAACGGCAAGCUCCUCAACGUCCAGUGGCCUAUCGGCUCCAUACCCAGGAGGGUAAAGAAACUCAGCUGGGAGGACGAGCAACCGAACAAGACGGCGCUGGACCCUGACGUCAGCGUAACACCGCUGACCGGUGGCAACCAGUCCCCCGACCACAACGAACUCACAGUGUACUUCUAGGUCAAACAGCACUGAACUGUGUCCUCCUCCCUCAAGUAUCUCGCAUGAAAGCGAGGUCACCGCAGGUUCAAGCCUGGGCAGCUGCGUGCGAGGAGCAAGUCGUUGUGAUAAAUCUGCAGCAUGCCAAGCCGUCAGUGCCUUCCGUUCCCGCAAUUCGGCGACGGUGAUCGCCCUUCGACAGUGGUUCGUCUUCCUCGCAAGCACCGGACGCUCCGGCAGUGUUGUGUGUGAACGUAUGUCGAGUGCGGCAUCCGAGUGUGUGUAGCGUUUAAGCCAUGCAACUGAAUGGGACAGAAGUAACGCAGUUUGUUAUCACGAGACUGCUUCUCUGGCCGUCAGCGACGCUUGUAAUGCGAAAUGCAGCAAGCUUCAUUUCGAGUUCAGUGUGGCGCUGAAGAUCAUCGAAAGAAAAAAAAAGAAGAGAAUGGGUUUGUGCAGGACGUUGCCAUCACCAGCGCAACGCUUCCACACUGAGAUCCAGCGACGUUUGAGAAUGGUUCGUUGUUUUUCUCGGCAAGCUUCCCUUGAAGCUAAGGAACAUUCAACGGUCAACCCACUUGACCUGCUGUUGUACUGCCGAGGCUGAAAGUUACGCUUCGAAGAAUUUCUGCUCAGUGAUUUCUGCUCGUUGUGCCUAUCUGUCACAAGGAAAUGAUUGCAUGAAGUGUCUGUCCCAAAGUCAAGCCCAGAAGGAACACGUAACUUAUUACUGAGCUCAGGAGAGCGAGUUUUAUUUCGCUUCUGCGAUAUCGAGACCACACUGCUGUCGUUUUGAACACAAACCUUUCAGAAAGCCGACCUUCUGCCACUAACGUAUAUGCUCAAACUAAUGCUUCGAAAUUCAAACGUAGAUACGUGUGGUACCACUAAAAUCGGCCAAACGGAUUUUACAUAUGCUUCAGCAAACCAAGACAUUUGAAAACUACCUUCGUAGCGAUGUAAUACCCACCUCAUCGCUUCUUCACCACGUUGCUGUCCACGCAGAGUUCGUCAAGUGCCAAGCGCUACAAUUCCUUCUCCCCUUCAGUGUCUGCAUUUUGCGCGGUGGGCCAAGCCAAAAAAAGACGUUACUGCACUCCUGAACUGUCCAACGGUUCGAUGUUUCACCACGACCAGUCAGAAGAGCCACCAGUAAUGCAUUGAUGCUAUUGCCUUUCUUUAAACGCUUCGUAACGACCAGCAUUGCAGCUUUUGUGUGCACCAAAGAAAUGAUAGCUGAGAUGCGGACUACACAAUCUUGUAUAUAGACUAAAACGACAAAACAGACGUGGAACUUUAUAUUUUGUACAUAUUGUUAUAUUAUUGUGUCGAGCCUGUUGCGUGCUUUCUUCUUGCCACAAUGCCUUACAGAGACGAGAGAAACUUGCCUUGCCUUGCACUCUCGACAACAGUAUAAAGCGUAUUUUCCUAGUGUGUUUCUAAUGCCAAUCUUUUUUGUAAUGUAUUUGUAUAGUUCCUUUUUAUACGUUUCAUUCUGAUAAAAGAAGAUGCAAAUCAGUGGCGACUGUAAUGACGAAACGACUGGAAAUAAAGCUACGUGUUUCCAUG
This is a messenger RNA of Rhipicephalus sanguineus (brown dog tick), 3136 nucleotides long. RefSeq names its product cadherin EGF LAG seven-pass G-type receptor 1-like. The record is from RefSeq and is a predicted model, not a curated record. The annotation marks the transcript as partial. Gene Ontology annotation, biological process: homophilic cell-cell adhesion. The transcript has 8 exons. Gene Ontology annotation, cellular component: plasma membrane. NCBI's taxonomy places the organism in Eukaryota, Metazoa, Arthropoda, Arachnida, Ixodida, Ixodidae. Gene Ontology annotation, molecular function: calcium ion binding.